Nannizzia gypsea CBS 118893 is the source of this 1272-nucleotide messenger RNA. RefSeq lists its product as hypothetical. The record is from RefSeq and is a predicted model, not a curated record. Bases 1 to 1272 code for a protein of 423 amino acids. NCBI's taxonomy places the organism in Eukaryota, Fungi, Ascomycota, Eurotiomycetes, Onygenales, Arthrodermataceae. The transcript has 2 exons.
AUGGAAGAAAGGCAAACGAUAUGGGAUGGGCUACCGGAUGUGGAGGGUUAUAUCUCGACAAGACACCCGUCUUCGUUUUAUAAACGACAGCACCAUCAUGAAGAGAGACGGGCGUUCACUACUGGCUGGAUGUAUCAAGCCAGCACUCCGACAGUUGUUGAUAUUUGUAAUAUCCUCGAUCCUGGGCCCCCUCCACUCCCUCCACUCGAUACACCACCCUGGACCCGAAGUUAUACCACGGAACCCUUUGUCUUCCUUGACUUAAAUGACGGGAGUAGAAGGACAGUGCCACUGAGGUUCCAACCACCUCCAGCUCCGCAGUUUGGUGGCCCAGCCCAUUUUAUGACCGGGCAUGGACAAGGUUGGGGCGAGAGGGGUACCAGCGAGCAUAUGUUUGUUGACGAGGACGAUGACGAGUACAUGGUUGAAGUCGACGGAGAAGACGAUGGGUCAAGCGUGGAGGAGAUAGGUGAUGCCGAGACGGUUAUGGAUGGUCAUCAGGGGCCUGGUUUAAGGGGCUCGUUUGAGAUAUUGAUGAGAGCGACGGGGAAAAGGAAGAUGAUGAGACGUGACCGCCUUGAAUUUGAACGCCUGGGGAGUACCGUUGCGGAGAUAAUGGAGUACCUUGUAGAGGAGAGGCAGGGGAGUAAGCGGGAACAAGAAACCGGAAGCCAUCACUUUGAUGGAGGCCAAACCCGAAGGCCUAGCAUGGACAACCCGCAUCCAAACCCGCCCAAGUCUAUCGAAGAUUACAACACUGCAUGGAAGGCAAUUUCCGAGAGCAAAGACAUCUCAAAUGAUCAGCAUUCAGUCAUACCAUGGCCGACUAGCAGCCUCAGGGCAAGCCUUCUAUCCCGACAUCAACAGCAACGACGAGGGAUCACAAAUCAUCGUCGACUACCGAAGGAGAUCAGUGAGGAUAUCUUUCAGCUCAGGAAGUGGAAUGCUUUCUGCUUCUUCGUGCAGGCAUUCGGUCUAUACCCAACCUAUAUACAUGCGGAUGGUAUCCGGAGAGGGAUGUCUGCCCCUGAAGAGCCACGGGAGGGUAUAGUGUUUGAUAUCCGGAUACAGGGGGCCUCACGGGCCAAACUCAACGCCCUAAAGGCACAGAUGGUACAGGACAAGCUGAGAUGGCAUCCGGACAGGCUAAAGAGGCAUGCUGGUGGAUUCACGGGGGAUGAAGAAGAGGCCGCAAAGGCUGUUCUGAGCGCCGUUCUGGACAGUUCAAAGGCAUGCAACAGAUGCUUAGAACUGGUAGGCCGGGGACGCUAA